CAUGUUCUCCCUGUGUCAGCGUGGGUUUCCUCCAGGUGCUCUGACAUGUACUCCCUGUGUCAGCGUGGGUUUCCUCCAGGUGCUCCGACAUGUUCUCCCUGUGUCAGCGUGGGUUUCCUCCAGGUGCUCCAGCUUCCUCCCACAGUCCAAAGACAUGCAGGUUAAUUGGUGACUCUAAAUUGUCCGUAGGUGUGAAUGUGAGUGUGAAUGGUUGUCUGUCUCUACAGCUGUGUCUAAAUUCAGGGGCUGCAGCCUUCGAAGGCUGUAUUUGAAGACCGAUUGCAUGGCAACCAAGGCCGUCCCAUUUCGAAGGCUGAUUUUAAGUACAUCAUUUUGGUGAUAAUAUAUCUGUUCUUUUUAGUUUUUACAUUGUGUUGUUUGUAUUUUUGCUUUAAAUAAGAGUCUGAAUCAUUCGUCACCUCUGGCUGGAGGAGCCCAGUAAAGCAGAGAGGGGGAGAUCAUACCUGAAAGAUUAAAGUCUUACAAACCCGAGGCAGAAAACGUGGCCUUCAGGUCACCAGACUGUGGAUUGUGAAAUGACGUGUGCUGCCAGUCGGCAUUAAUUAAAUCCUCUGCGAGUGAGUGUGAAUGCUUUCAUAAGACGGACAAGUGGUCUGAGCCCGUGUGGGACCUCAGCUGGUUUUCUCCUGCAUCAUGGCGAGCUGGUGGACGGCUUCAGACGCAUCAUACGGCCUGGACCUGGAGGAGAACUCGAUAGUGUCUCGGGUGAUUCAGGCGGUCGGUCUGUUCGGAGAUAUUCUGUCACUGGAGGACACGAUGUUGUCCGAAGGCCAGAGUGAGGACGGGGCUGACGGCGCUGAAGGGACAGCGUCAGGAGAGGAGGGAAGUGUCCGAGAAGGAGGGGACAGGAAGGAAGAGGAUGAAGUGAUGAUGGAGGAAGACGAAGAGCAGAAGGUGGGAAGGGAAGGAGGAAAACAAAAGGUGGCGGACAUGGAGAGGAUUGAAGAAAAGGCGAACAUGGAGGAGGAACUGGAGGAAGUAGAGGUACACAAGAAAGAAAAAGAGGAUGAGAAGAAAGUAAAAAAUGGAGGUGAGGUAGGACAAAAAGAAAAGGAAGCAAUGGAGGAGAAAGGAAAUGAGGUACAGGACGAGAAAGAGGAAGGAAAGAAAGAGCGGGUGUUUGAAAAUGAGGUAGAAGAAGAGCAAGAAGACAAGGACAAGAUUAAGGAGGAGGAGACAGACGAAGGUGUAGGCAGUGUAAAAGAGGACGAUGGGGAGGUUAGGAACGAAUGUCAGAGGGUAGAGGUAGAGGAGGGAGCAAGGGAAGAGACGGAAAGAAAGGACAAAGAAGAGGUACCUCAGGAUAAAAAAGACAAACUAGGAGAAGAAGAAAAGGAGCCUAUAAAAGAUGGAGAAGAGAAAGAAAAGGGGGAGGAGGUAGACGAGGAGGGAGAAAAGUACAAGUACAAGGAAGCAAAAGAUGGAGACAAAGAGCUGAAGUCUCAGGAGGAAGAAGGAAAGGAGGUUUUGGAGGAGGGAAGAGAGGAUGAUCGAGAGGAGGUAGAUGAAGAAAGUGAAGAACGAAGGGAGAUAAAGGAAGAAGAGGAAGAUGAAAAGCAGGUAGAGAUAGAGCGAAAGACUCAAGAUGAAGAAAAGGAUGAAAGCAGAGAGAAAGAGAAGAGCUGUGAUGAAGAUGAGGUUAAAGAAAGAGAAGAGCGGAAGGAGGAAGAGGGAGUAGGGACAGAGGAAAAGGAGGUUAUGGAGGAGGAUGACAGAGUAGAGAAAGAAGAGGUAGAUGAUGAAAGGACAAAACAAAGCAGGGGGUCAGAGAUGAAAGGACACGAAGAUGAAGAAAAGGAGAGGAAACUAGAAGAACAAAAGGUUGAUGGGACAAAAGAAGAAAAUGAGGGAGGAGAAGAGAUGGAGGAAAACAAAGAGCAGAGUGAUGUAAAAGAAGACGAAAUGGACAGAAAAGGAGAAGAAGAGACAGAGAAAGAGAGAGAACAACAAGAACAAAAUGUUGAUGAAAAAGAAGAAGAGAUCGAGGAAAAAGGAGAUAAUGCGGUUCACAAAGAACAAAAGGUUGAUGUAGAAGAAGAGGAAGUAGAGAAAAACAUCAAAGAAGAGGAUGAAGUACAGCAAAAGGUUGGUGUAAAAGAAGAAGAAAUAGAGGACGAAGAAGAAAACGAGGCAGAGAAACAAGAACAAGAAGAACAAAAGACUAAUGGAAAAGAAGAUGAGAUGGACGAUAAAGUCGAAGAGGAGGCAGAGAAUGAAGAACAAAAGGUUAAUGGAAAGGAAGAAGAGAUGAAAGAAGAUGAAGAAACUGGGGCAAAGAAACAAGAAGAAGAACAGAUUGGGGAAAAAGAAGAAGUGGAGGAAAACGUCAGUGAAGUUGCAGAGAAUGAAGUGGAGCAAAGGGUUAAUGGAAAAGAAGAUUUGGAGGAUAAAGAGGUGGAGAAUAAAGAACAAAAGGCUGAUGGAAAAGAAGACGAGAUGAAGGACAAAGAAGAAAAGGAGGCAGAGAAACAAGACCAAGAAAAACAGGUUGAUUUAAAAGACAAAGAGUUGGAGGAAAAAGUCAACGAAACUGCAGAGAACAAAGAGGAAGAAAAGGUUGAUAGAAAAGAAGAGAUGAAGGAAAACGAGGGAGUUGAGGCAAAAAAACAAAAAGAACAGACUGAUGGAAAAGAAGAAGAGAUGGCGGAAAAAGAAGAAAAGGAGGAUAAGAAACAAGAACAAGAAAAACAGAAGGUUGAUGGAAAAGAUGAAACGUCAGAGGAGACGGUCGACGAAGUUGCAGUGAACAAAGACGGAAAAGAAGGAGAGCUGGAGGACAAAGUCGAAGUGGCAGAGAAUGAAGAAGAACAAAAGCUCUGUGGAAAAGAAAAUAUGGAGGAAAACAAAGAAAAGGAGGUAAGGAAACAGGAAGAAGAAGAACAAAAGGUUGACGGAAAAGGAGAGGAUUUGGAGGAAAAAGUUGACAAAGUUGCAGAGAGCAAAGAAGAUCAGAGGGCUAAUGGAAAACAAGGAGAGUUGGACAAUAAAGUUGAAGCAGAGACAAAGAAUGAAGAACACAUGGUCGAUGUAAAAGAUGAAGAGUUAGAGGAAACGGUCAACAAAGUUGCAGAGAACAAAGAAAAUGCUGAUGGAAAAGAAGAAGAGUUGGAGGAUGAACUCAAAGAAGAGGCAGAGAGUGAAAAACAGAAGUUGGAUGGAAAUGAAGAUAUGGAGAAGAACGAAGAAACUGAGGCAAAGAAACAAGAAGAACAAGAACAGAUUGGUGGAAAAGAAGUAGGGAUGACAGAAAAAGAAGAAAAGGAGGUGAAGAAACAAGAACGUGAAACACAAAAGGUUGAAUUUAAAGAAGAGGAAGAGCUGGGGAGAAAUGAUGAAGUUGCGGAGAGCGAAGAAGAGCAACAGGGCGAUAGAAAAGAGGAAGAGAUGAAGGACAAAGAAGAAAAGGAGGCAGAGAAACAAGAAGAACAAAAGGUGGAUGGAAAAGGAAAGGAUCUAGAAGAAGUCGAAGAAACUGAGGCAAAGAAACAAGAUGACGAACAAAAUGAGGCAGAGAAACAAGAACAAGAACAGACUGAUGAAAAAGAAGAUCUAGAAGAAGUCGAAGAAGCUGGGACAAAGAAACAAAUAGAAGAACAGAUUGGUGGAAAAGAAGAAGAAACGAAGGAAAAAGAAGAAAAGGAGGCAAAGAACCAAGAACGAGAAAAACAAGUUGAUGUAAAAGAAGAGUUGCAGGAAAAAGUCAACAAAUUUGAGAUGGAAGAAGAGCAAAAUGUUGAUGGAAAAAAAGAAGAGAUGGAGGAAAACCAAGAAACGGAGGCAAAGAAACAAGAGCAAGGGAAACAACAGAUCGGUGGAAAAGAAGAAGAGAUGAAGGAAAAAGUCGACGAAGUCACAGAGAACAAAGAAGAGCAAAAAGUCGACAGAAAAGAAGAAGAAAUGGCGGCCUCAGUUGACCAAGAAGUAAAUGCAGAAGAAGAAAGAGAGUUGACAAAGGAGCCAAACACUGAGCCAACCAACCAGCUCCAUCAGUCACAGUGUCCUGAAAUGCUGAGUCAUGCUAGAGCACAAACACCAAACGAAGCUCCCACAGAAGAAGAGAAAGACUCGGGCGCUGCCAAGAACCAGAACGGGGACAUUUAUCCCACAUCACCGAGCAACGACAACGAGACAGAGGAAGCUCCACCACAAGCUGCUCCUCUGACCCACACAGAUCUGAACCAGUCUGUCGAUGCUCCUCUGGAUCUGACAGAGGUGGGAAUACAGAAUCUGGAGGAACAGGAGCGACUGACAUCAUUUCCUGAUUCAGGACAUCGAGGUGAAACAGCAGCUGACGACAACACUCGAGAGAGUACACCUGAACUACACGCAGGCUGCAGGUCGGAGGAGAAAGUGUUGUUGAUGGAUGCAGCUGCUGAGCCGUCGUUAGUGGCUGGACAAGACAGUGAAGAGCUCAGUCCGACCCGAAACGCAUCCAGCACAGAAAAUCCUGAGAUGACAGUGAAGGGGGACAAAGGGGACAAAGAGGAAGGAGGUCAAACCUCUGAGAAUAUGAACGGUGAGGCGGACAACAAGAACGGCAGCCGACAAUCCUCAAAGUACAAAACCGUGUCCUACAGGAGGAUCCGGAGAGGAAACACCCGACAGAGGAUUGAUGAGUUUGAGGCCAUGAUGGACUCGUGAUUGAAAUAUUGAGUGUUUGGUUCUGUUGGAUUUGUGGGGUGCAACCCCUCGCGGUAACAUAUAAAGAAAAGUAGUGGACCCGGGAUAGAGCCUUGUGGUACACCAUACUGAAUGUGUGGUCUGUAAUUUUUCCAAAUUGUGUGCUAAAUAAAUAAAGUUUAAAUUUGUUUAUGUAGCACCAAAAGGCCAUGGGUUUGAGGUCUCAGUUAACUAAUUAAAUUUAAUAUCGUCAAAGUGUUUGGUUCUUGUGGAUUUUUGGGAUUGUGGAUGCAAUCCUGAGUGGUAACAUAUAGAGAAAAGUAGUGGGCCCAGGAUAGAGCCUUGUGGUACACCAUACCAAAUGUUUGGUCUUUUUUUCCAAUUCUGUGUUUGAAAGGUGUUGAAUAAAUAAAGAUUACAUUUGUUUAUAUAGCACCACAAGGGGCUUUUGGGGAUGUUGGAUGCAACCGCUAGUGGUAACAUAUAGAGAAAAGUAGGGGGCCCAGGACAGAGCCUUGUGUUACGCCAUAAAAACUGUCCGAUCUGUAUCUUUUCCAAUUUUGUCUGUGAAAGGUGCUAAAUAAAUAAAGUUUUAAUUUGUUUAUGUAGCACCAAAAGACCACAGAUUUGAGGUCACA
Messenger RNA from Epinephelus moara (kelp grouper), 5279 nucleotides. RefSeq names its product golgin subfamily A member 6-like protein 22. NCBI's taxonomy places the organism in Eukaryota, Metazoa, Chordata, Actinopteri, Perciformes, Serranidae. Bases 655 to 4662 code for a protein of 1335 amino acids. The transcript is spliced from 2 exons. The record is from RefSeq and is a predicted model, not a curated record.